Molecule: messenger RNA, 933 nt
Organism: Maniola jurtina (meadow brown)
Lineage: Eukaryota; Metazoa; Arthropoda; Insecta; Lepidoptera; Nymphalidae
Gene: GXIVsPLA2
Product: group XIIA secretory phospholipase A2
Exons: 3
Coding region: 141-764 (207 amino acids)
Biological process (GO): phospholipid metabolic process; arachidonate secretion; lipid catabolic process
Cellular component (GO): extracellular region
Molecular function (GO): A2-type glycerophospholipase activity; calcium ion binding
Source: RefSeq, a predicted model, not a curated record
AGAGUGCUUGUGAAUUGUGAUGCGAGAGCUAAAUUUAUCACAGUUUUAGAUUUAUGAUAGUUUUCUUGGACCACGUCAGUAUUAACAUAGCCAGGAAAUGAUAAAAAGGUUUAGGUUUAUUACAGGGUUCGAUUCUAAAAAUGGAAAUUCCGUAUAAGAAGAUAUUUAUUUAUGUUUUAACUUUUGCCGCUUAUGCCUACACUGGCAUAGGUUCGAGUAUGUUACGAAAUUUAAAAGAUGCUGUUUUAUCCGCGGAGUCAGUGUUCGGAGAUAUGUUUAGAAAUGUGAUCACUGUAGCUGAAAAAUUUAAAUCAUUACAUGACGUUUUUGAUGCAGCUGUUGAAGAAGACUGUAUAUUUUCUUGCCCUGAAGGCCAAAAACCAGUUUGCAACAGAAAUCACAUACCAAAGUCAGAUGGUUGUGGAUCUCUAGGAUUUGAAAUAUCAACUGAAUAUUUACCGAUAGAUCAGAUGACCAAAUGUUGUGAUACUCACGAUAUAUGUUAUGAUACAUGCAACAGUGGUAAAGAGAUGUGUGAUUUAGAGUUUAAAAGAUGUCUGUACAACUACUGUGAUACAUACAAAAGUGUCAACGUUGGUGGUGAAACUAUUACUAAAGGUUGUAAAGCUGCAGCUAAAUUACUGUUUACUGGCACAUUGACACUUGGUUGCAAGUCAUAUUUGGAUGCACAGAAAAAUGCUUGCUAUUGUCCUCCUGCUAAGAAUAAAUAUAAAAAAUUCACUGCUGGGAAUGAUGAAUUGUAGGGUCUCAAUAUUAUAGAGCCAUUUGGCAUAUUGCUGUGCAUGAACAGUGCUAGCCCUCUUCUUAUGUGGGUCUUCAAUUUCUCCAAUAUAAUUCACAAAAAAGCGUCUAUGCAUUGACCUCACUGUACACAAUGGCCAUUUGUGUACUGGAGCAAAAAUAUAUUAGGUA